ACAAAUCCCACGGUAGUGAAAACGACGUAUUUCCGGGUCGAAGUUUGGCGGGAUGAGUUAUAGCGAGGGACUCCAACGUUGAGCCAAGUCGCUUCAACAUGAUGGCCACAAACGGGAAAGCAUUCGAAGACGGUCCGGUGAACGGAACCGCGCCGUCACACGUCGCUACCUCCACGGAGGACCGCUUCACCUUCAGCCCGGAGCCCAGCGUGGAGGACAUCCGUCGCAUGCAGGCCGAGUUCACCGACGAGCGCGACUGGAACAAGUUCCACCAGCCCCGCAACCUGCUCCUGGCCAUGGUGGGCGAGGUGGGCGAAGUCUCGGAGCUCUUCCAGUGGAAGGGCGAGGUGGCCGAGGGCCUGCCCGACUGGAGCGACUCGGAGCGGGAGCAGCUCGCCCACGAGCUGAGCGACGUGUUCAUCUACCUGGUGGAGCUGGCCGAGAGGUGCCGCGUGGACUUGCCCCAAGCCGUGCUCCGCAAAAUGGCUCUGAACAGACUCAAGUACCCCGCCGGCAAAGUGCACGGCUCGGCUAAAAAGUACACCGAAUAUAAGGACUGAUUUAGUUUAUAAUUUUUUUUAAAUUUAGUUUAUUUUUAUUUUUUUUAUAUCAUGUGGGAUUUUUGGGUGGUGGCAAUCAUAGCUUUAACUGCUCUUUUGACAUCAUGAAUGCUCUGAAAUAUUUACAUCUUCCGUUACUUUCAGAAAUUUGUCAAUACUUUUAAAAGUAUUUGUUUUUAAUUUCCAUGGCUCAACGAAACCCUUUAAAAAAAACGAGAUCGCAGACACUAAUGUUAUAGCGUAAGUUCUUUUCAUGACGUUACAUGCAUGUAACGGGCAACGUUGUUUUACAUGUGCUUUUUUUCUGUUAAGGUACUAAACCAAAGUAAAAUGUUCUUGAACAGACUACCUUUUUUCGAAGUCUCUCGUAUCUAGGGCUGUCUCUAUCGAAUCUUUUUAGGAUCAAUUCUCUGAUUAAUUAUUGAUCGAAUAAUUGCCCUCCCAAUAUUACAUUUUUUUGUUUUUUGGUACACCCACGAGCUGAAUGAUUUUCCUUACUAAUUCUGAUUUUUCUUGCAGAUUUCAAUCGGAUUCAAGGUGAUAAAGCUUCAGUGCAAUAUUCGCCACGUGCAGUAACAUUUACAAACAUGACCGAAAAUUACAUCAUACCAUCAAAACAUGAUUACUCUAAUAAUGCAAGGAGGAAAACUGAAGGUAAGCUUCCAACUGUAUCCGUUUUUCUUAACAUUUUGUUUACCUUUUUUAACAAGGAUUUUUUUUGCACUACUUUUACUCAAAGACGCAUUUUUAAUGAAGUAUCAACUUAAAUGCAAAAAAAGAGAUGCAAAUACAAUCAAACGUAAAUAUCUAGUGUCAAAAUACAAUUCAAAAUAUAUGGUAGUAAAACCACUUCAAGGAAUGUACACUUUAGUGUACAAGGAAUCAAGCGAGCUCAGUGUGUCACUCAGCCGCCUGGCAAGGAGAAAGUCCUUGAUGGGAUUCCUUCUUCCCGGUUCUUUUCAUAUUUGGUGGUGAUCUUGUUUCCAAAUCAAAAUCCUGAUACAUUAAACUUGGCUUUUACAUGCAUCCAAAACAGUCGCCGUUUUGAACUUAAAAUAGGCCAUUUACGUGACCAGAAAAAAAACCUUCCGCCGCUUCUGCUGCUAAGAAGUAAUGGUGCUUUUACUCCGUUACUUUGAUCUAAAUCCCGAUCACUACUUUUAUUUAUCAAUUAUUGCAUAUUUAUCAACUAUUUCGUGGGCGGGACAUGCAUUGGGCGCUGUUUCUAAUUUAAGCACUAGUGACGUUGAAGUCUAGUUUACCAAAUUAAACGACACAAGAAAGUCACAUGACCUCACACAACUUCUAUUGGGCUUCCAGGGCAUAGGUAUUAAAACUAUAGGCCACGCUGGCUGAUUGUCGUGCCUACGUGGCGACCAUUUUGGGAAGGUCGUCGUUACCGUGAAGGCAGCGGCGCGCUACUCUUUGUUUACAUUAGACGAACGAAAACAACAGCUUUCAUGUAUUGUAGUAUUUGUCUGGCACUGUCUGCCCAAACGGGGAUGUUUCAGCGCACGUAUAACUUGAGAAAAAAACGUGCAGUAAAUUGCAAAUGUUUUUGUUGUUUAUUCAUUUUUAAAAUUGUUUUUGCCAUUUA
Molecule: messenger RNA, 2157 nt
Organism: Phyllopteryx taeniolatus (common seadragon)
Lineage: Eukaryota; Metazoa; Chordata; Actinopteri; Syngnathiformes; Syngnathidae
Gene: dctpp1
Product: dCTP pyrophosphatase 1
Exons: 1
Coding region: 99-560 (153 amino acids)
Biological process (GO): nucleoside triphosphate catabolic process
Molecular function (GO): nucleoside triphosphate diphosphatase activity
Source: RefSeq, a predicted model, not a curated record